Annulohypoxylon maeteangense is the source of this 3998-nucleotide messenger RNA. RefSeq lists its product as uncharacterized. The transcript has 3 exons. Lineage: Eukaryota; Fungi; Ascomycota; Sordariomycetes; Xylariales; Hypoxylaceae. The coding region runs from base 190 to 3711 and encodes 1173 amino acids. Gene Ontology annotation, molecular function: histone acetyltransferase activity. The record is from RefSeq and is a predicted model, not a curated record. Gene Ontology annotation, biological process: regulation of DNA-templated transcription.
AUUUCGCGACGGGUAUGCGACAAGACCAUUCAUGACGCGAAGUGGUGCGACUUGGAGGUCUCGGAACACGCCUUCGCCACCAUACGUAUCCUGAGCGUGGGAUACAGCACAUCUUUAAUCAUACACGACAACUCCACAUACACGAUCGUUUUCCGACCCACCCAAGAUCUCUGAUCCACCUUCAUAUUUAUGAAGGCAAUGGCCAAUACCCAACUCAUGCAGGAAGAACUACAACAAAGCGUAGUACUGUCUGAAGAGGAUGCUGAAUUUGAGGAAGACUUGCCAAACCAAGUAAUCAUGGCUGGUACUAGUAUCCCGCAAUCUGUUGGCGACUCAGGCCCCCCUCUCCAUCCUUAUCCGUCGGGCGUGGACCCGCUCGGAGACGGUGAACCAGAUAAAGAAUAUAUACAUAACGACAUCGAACGUUUUGACGGACAUGUAGAUACCGAAGUUGACACCGCACUCGUAGAUGAUAUGGCACCAGAUGAAGACGAGGAGGCCGAGCUGGAAGAUGAGCCAGCUGAGGAGGAGGAUGCAGACCAAGAUGAAGACGAGUCCAGUGCCGAUGAUGACGUCCAUGAUGACGAUGCCUUCGAUGUUGAUGCCGAGGGUGAAGACGAUGAAGACCUUGGCCUGCGUCAAAUCGACCCGAAUUUAGCUUCUAGUGAUGAGGACGAUGCCGAACAAGAACCUGUCGAAGAAGAUGACGAGAACGAAGGCGUUGGCGCCGUCAAGAUCAAACCUGGUGAUACUGAUGACGAAGAGAGUGAUAGCGAAGACGAAGCCAGCUUGGCGUCAGGCUCUAGUGACCGAGAAUCUGCAGCGGAAUGGGAAGAUGCCGUCGAUAAUGACGAGGAAGAAGAAUUGGAAGAAGAUUCCGAUGUGGCCGACCCUAAUUCGUGCAUUUUCUGUAAGAAAGAUGAGGAACACGAUCCGGGUGAAGACUUCGAAUCUUAUCUCACCUGCAAAGGUUGUGGUGAACACGCUCACCAACAAUGCGCACGAGACGAAGGAGCCCUUGACGAGAAACAAAAUGCCUCGAAUUGGAGGUGCCCAGAUUGCGCUCGGGACGAUAUGGGCUCUGAUUCAGAAGUAGAAUUUGGUCGCGAGGACGCAGAAGGUGACCAUGAUAUGGAGUUGAAUGGUGGCGUGGAUAGCGAUUUAUCUCCUACAUCUACUAACCGAUCAACUGCCCCUAAAGUUGCUCGAGAUCUUCUCCCACCUAGCAUGAGCAAGCCAGACUCACAUUCCGUCUUUAAUCAAUUAGUUCUAGACGAAGAUCCUAUGGACGGCUCACGAGUCCUACGUAAGAAGAGAAAGACGUCGUCAGCCGAACCGGAAGAGGAAGAAGUAAAAUCGGUGCGAAAAAGAAGAAAGAAUACGUCUGAGGGGUCUAUCCAAGAUGAGACCGGCCAAGAUAAUUCGAAUGCAGCGGAAUCAUCAACUAGAUCACGGUCAGGACGCUCUUUGCGGCAUAAAGCGUCAAGCUCAGAGGCAUUAUGCACCAUCGUUAAGAAGUCGCGUUCCAGUCUAGUAGUAAAGAUGCGAGUGGGUGCAACGGAGUUAAAUAAGAUUUUACAAAAUCCAAGAUCACGGAGGAGAAAACGAACUGGUCGGGCAGCCGCAUCCCGCUCGUCGCGAUCUUCUAGAAAUGUUGCAUCAACACGAGCUGCUGCUGUUGCAGAACCACCUCCAAUGGCUCCAUUCUUCCCGUCCAGCUACUCGCAACCAUUCUACUCGUUCUAUGACAAGGAACCAGAUGAGCUUAAGGGAAAACCAUAUGGCGGGAUCUUGACCGAGGAACAAGCAGACACGACUAAGACUCUGCCUACAAAAGACGACCGACGGCGUUUCGACGAAGCCAAACAGAAAGCCGAAGAAGAAUGGAGGAAUCGUUUGCUUGCUAUGCAGGCGGAGGCUGAGGUACCGGUGAAGAAGUCGAGGAAGGCUUCCGGACCCGCAAGUCAAAUCGAAUGCAUCGAGUUUGGAGGCUGGGAAAUAGACACGUGGUAUGCAGCUCCAUACCCCGAAGAGUACAGCCGUAACCGGGUUCUAUACAUCUGCGAAUUCUGCUUGAAGUAUAUGAACUCGGAUUAUGUCGCGUGGCGGCACAAGCUCAAGUGCCCUGCAAAACAUCCACCAGGCGACGAAAUAUACAGGCGCGGUUCUAUUUCAUUUUUCGAAGUUGAUGGACGGAAAAAUCCAGUUUACUGUCAAAACCUCUGUCUUUUGGCCAAGCUUUUCCUCGGUUCAAAGACGCUCUACUAUGAUGUUGAACCAUUCUUAUUUUACGUCCUUUGCGAGUAUGACGAUCUAGGCUAUCACUUUGUCGGCUACUUCUCCAAAGAAAAACGUGCGAGCAGUCAGAACAAUGUUAGCUGCAUUUUAACGUUACCUAUCCACCAGCGAAAGGGAUAUGGACAUCUGCUCAUUGAUUUCUCUUAUCUUUUAACGAAGGUAGAAGAGAAGACUGGUUCUCCCGAGAAACCGUUGUCUGAUAUGGGCCUUGUCUCAUACAGAAACUACUGGAGAUUGAUUCUCUGUAAAUACCUUAUAGACCACAUGCCCGGGGAGAAGUCGCAGAAGAAAGGCCUGAGCAUCAGACAGAUAUCCGACGAUACGGGGAUGACUCCCGACGAUGUAAUCUCAGCCCUUGAAGCGCUACGUUUCCUCGUCCGUGAUCCCGUCACUCAGGUCUACGCUUUCCGGGUCGAUUUACCAUACUGCCACAAAGAGGUUGCCAAAUGGGAAGCGAAAAAAUACGUGAAGUUAAAUCCCAAAAAUCUUACUUGGAUGCCCUAUCUUAUGGGCCGUAGCAAUGCUACGAAUUUCGAAUUAGGACCAGCUUUAAAUACAAUUGCACCGCGCGAGGAAGAUGAGGAUCUUAAGGCUGUCCAAAAUCUUGCAGAGAGUGGUAUCGCAACUGGAGAUUUUGCCAUCACUCAGCCCAUUAACCAAAAACCGCCUCCUGGGGCCGAGCCAUCAGUUCUCGAGUCCACAGAACCUAAUGACAAUGCCGUUAUGGAGAACAGCGAAGAUUCGAAACUUAAUGGGAUUGGAAAAGAGAAUGCAGAAGCUCCUGAGGAGCAUUCAGAAGACCCUAGAGCAUCAACUAGUGCUGCUGCGAGCGCUCCUGAUGACGAGAAUGCAUGGAUUAAACCCUACGAUGCGAUCCCCGUCAGCAGGUUCCAAGUUUUCCCAGCUAUUAAUAAUAGACGCACAGCCAUAUCACGCCUCAACUCUGCCAUCUCUAGACCGGCAUUGCCGCGUAUCCCACCUCCCAGCGCUAGACGAGCUGCGCGACCCAAGGUCCGUCGCUCGACCGGUGGUUCCUCGGUUCGGAAGUCGGCUCCGAAAGCAAACAACGGUAAACGCAAGCCCGGCGGAACUGGUCGUGGUCCCGGCCGUUGGCCGAAGGGCACUAAAAAGAGCGAUUACGGAAACGCGGAUAGUGGACCAGGUUUACCUCCAGCAUGGCUCGAACGGCAGCGUCAGCAGGGACCAACUUCUUCCACGGCCGAUGAAAACACAGAGGAUACCGUCCAGGUACAGACAGAGGCUAGCAAAGGCCAAAAGGGCAAGCAAUUAGCCGUCUUGGCUGCCAGAACCGAAGCCGUUGUCGAAGACAGCGUCGCUUCGACGAACGAUGCUAACGGCGAUAUCGUCAUGGGCGGAACCGACAAUCAGGAGAGUGUAGCUGAAGAGGCAUAACCGGCGCGAAUAGUUCAACUAGGCAUCGUCUUCAAUCGGCGCUCGUGAACAUGUGUAGAAUUUGUGUAUAGCUAGGAUACCUUCUCGAUGGCUUCGCGAAUGGGAUCGGGAGCCUAGUGUGUGUAAGGGAUUCGGGGGAUCGGCGUCGAGGCGAAUAGCAAGCAGGUAGUUAUGGGACUUUACUAGAUACCUAAUUGAGAGCUCGAUUUGUGUUUGUUAAACAGGCGUUCGGAUUUUCGUGCCUGGGAACUGUGGGAUAUGGAUGACUUGAGUUUAUGACUAGAGAU